UCCCCUCUCCCCCUCACCCAAAAUGCUCCAACUCCGAAACGUCCUGUUCGUUUUUAUUCUUUCUCUAGUCUACCUCUCCUCGGCCGUGCGUCUUCGGUACCGGCGCGAGGCGCUCAUCCAAGGGAAUGACCUCUCUCUGAGAACUAAUGCUGCUCGUAUGGCAGCUGGGCUUGGUCCUCUACCCCCUCGGCGGGCUGACCCUACACGCGUUGCAGCCAAACGAGCACAACCUUCUGGGAAUCCUUGCACCAGCUAUACUAGCGAUUACAUCAAGGUGUACCGAUCUAGCAAUGGUGUCUUCCUUGGUUACAUCAAGAAGACCCCAACCGAGGGCGGAUACGGCCUCACGAGCGGACAAGGAAGUGCGAUCAAGAUUUCAUUCUCAGCCUGCGAUUCGUCAUCGCCAAUCAGUAUCUCCAUUGAUGGUGCUCCUGCGCCAAACUCGUACCUUGGAUUCACUGGAACUAACAUCAAUACGGGCACAAGUUCUUCCGCGAUUCUGGCGCCAGUCAAGAACACACCAGCGAAUUCUCCUCCUAGUAACAACAUGGAAUCUGCGGUUUGGCAAUUCGCUUCAAACCAUAUUGCAGCGCAAUGGGUCAACGUUGAUAGCAGCAAACCUCCCACUUAUCUCUUCUACAACCCCAACGGUUCUGGAUACAUUCAGAUUACUGCUGAUCCCGGAAAAUUCACUCAGCAGUAUCCCAACUCCUACGCCGUUUACUUCGUUGUCUCCAACACCGCUUAGACGCUUCUAUUACCAGACAAUGACAGACUCUUUAUUACGGACUACUUAACGAUUCUUUUAACUACACGAUAUGCCUAGACUCUAAGAACUAUCCUAACAUACAUUCUUCCUGGACUUGUUCCUCCCCUUUUUUUUGCGCAAUGCUUACUCGUUCGGCUACUGAAGUUCCUUUGGUAGCGUAGCCUUGCAUAAUGUUCAUCCACGGUUGGGAGACAUAUAUUAUUAUAUAUCG
This is a messenger RNA of Laccaria bicolor S238N-H82, 980 nucleotides long. RefSeq lists its product as uncharacterized. The transcript is spliced from 10 exons. The coding region runs from base 23 to 748 and encodes 241 amino acids. The record is from RefSeq and is a predicted model, not a curated record. NCBI's taxonomy places the organism in Eukaryota, Fungi, Basidiomycota, Agaricomycetes, Agaricales, Hydnangiaceae.